AUGGCGACUCCAGUGGAUUCGAAGCUUCUGAAGAGGACCAAGUUUCCUCCUGAAUUUAACCGUAAGGUGGACAUGACGAAAGUUAAUAUCGAGGUUAUGAAGAAAUGGAUAGCUAAGCGCAUUUCCGAUAUUCUCGGAAACGAAGAUGACGUCGUCAUUGAACUGUGCUUCAAUCUGUUAGAAGGCACUCGCUUUCCGGACAUCAAGUCCCUUCAGAUUCAGCUCACUGGGUUCCUUGACAAAGAUACGCCAAAGUUCUGCAAAGAACUGUGGUCUCUCUGCCUGAGUGGCCAGGAAAAUCCCCAGGGUGUUCCCAAAGAGCUACUGGAAGCUAAAAAGCAGGAGUUGAUGCAAGAAAAGCUCGAAGCCGAGAGGGCUGCUGAGGCGGCUCGGCGAGAAAGAGAAGAAGAGCGAAUUCGAGAGCGUGAACUAAACGAUAUGAGACGGCGGGAACGUUCAGAUCGAGGAGAGCGAGGGGAUCGCGGCUGGCGACGAGGUCAUCAUGAUCGACGCCGCUCGCGCUCGCCUGCUGGCCAAUACUCCAGACAACGAUACCGUGACUCUCCUCGCCGUAUGUCUACGCGCCCGGACCGCACUCCUCCUCCCGGUCGUUCCGAUUCCCGUUCUCCUCGUCGUUCACGUCGGCCAGACUUUACUCCCCCACGCGCUCGCUCUCCUUCACGAUCUCCCCGGCGAUCUCGCCGACCAGAUGUCACACCUCCGGAUGCUCGCCACUCAUCCCGUUCCCCUCGUCGUCCCCGUCGACCAGAUGUGACCCCUCCGCGCGCUCGCUCUCCCUCGCGAUCUCCUCGUCGCUCUCAUCGGCCAGACAUCACCCCUCCCGAUGCUCGCUCAUCUUCUCGAUCCCCUCGCCGGUUCCGUCGCCCGACACGCUCGCCGUCACACGGUCGUGGUUCCUCUCCGUCGCCUCGUCGAUACCGCCGCCGCUCGUUCAGCCGGUCCUCGAGCCCCGACCAUAAUGACCGUGCUGGGCGACGUCGAUCCAGUCGUAGUUCGACAAGAAACCGCAGAGAUUAG
Molecule: messenger RNA, 1038 nt
Organism: Penicillium oxalicum
Lineage: Eukaryota; Fungi; Ascomycota; Eurotiomycetes; Eurotiales; Aspergillaceae
Product: PWI domain-containing protein
Exons: 4
Coding region: 1-1038 (345 amino acids)
Biological process (GO): regulation of mRNA splicing, via spliceosome; mRNA processing
Cellular component (GO): spliceosomal complex
Molecular function (GO): RNA binding
Source: RefSeq, a predicted model, not a curated record